Messenger RNA from Capra hircus (goat), 1956 nucleotides. Its product is annotated as nuclear RNA export factor 2. Gene Ontology annotation, molecular function: RNA binding; protein binding. Gene Ontology annotation, biological process: poly(A)+ mRNA export from nucleus. NCBI's taxonomy places the organism in Eukaryota, Metazoa, Chordata, Mammalia, Artiodactyla, Bovidae. The record is from RefSeq and is a predicted model, not a curated record. Gene Ontology annotation, cellular component: cytoplasm; nucleus. The transcript is spliced from 22 exons. The coding region runs from base 1 to 1956 and encodes 651 amino acids.
AUGGGCAUGGAACUGGAGGAGGGUGUGGGUGCUCACUUGGAGAAAUUGCUGUGUGCCUCUGUGGGCCUGGCCCAGGAGGAACACUUAACUGCCUGCCUCAAGAAUACAGAGGUGAUGAAAAGUUCACCUGAAGGAAGAAAUGAAGGUUGGAGUUCUUUCCAAGAUCAUUUUGACAAGAGGAGCCCUCAUUAUGAAGAUGAUGGAUAUGAGACUCAGCCUUCACACCACUGUGAUGAUGAUGGAAGUAUGGUGAUGAGGAAUGUCCAUGAGGGCCCUAAAGAAAAGACAGUAAGUGACUGGGCAGCAGGCUCUCCCUAUUCCUUCCAAAGCAACAGGAGAGUGAGAUGGCACAGAGAAGGCAAUAUCCAUGUUACUGUGUGGGGAAAUGGAAAACCUGUGAUGAGAGAAAUGAGGGAGAACCCACAAGAUGGUGCCCAAGGGAGCUGGUUUAAGGUCACAAUUCCUCAUGGGAUAAAGUAUGACAAGAUAUGGCUAAUGAACUCAAUCCAGAGCCUUUGCAGUGUCUACUUUACUCCAGUGGAUUUCCACUAUGUGAAAAAUGGGGCUCGAUUCUUUGUCCAGAAAGCUAGCACUGCCUCUGCCUUGAUGGAUGUCAGCUACAAGAUCUAUGAUGAGAAGAACCAAAAGAUACCUAUCUUUGUCAACCCCUCUGCUGUUCCCUACUCUGUGCGUAAUAAGUUGGGACCAGAAAAAAUGGAGAAGCUAAAGCUGGCCUUUAGCAAACGAUUUGAUGUCUCCCAGCAAUCUCUUGACCUCCAGAAGCUCCGCUUUGACCCAAACUUGGUGGGCCAUGAUAUUGAGAUGAUUCUGAAUCGAAGAAACUGCAUGGCUGCUGCCCUGCAGAUCAUCAGGAAGAACUUCCCUGAGCUGUUGUCCUUGAACCUGAGCUGCAAUAAACUGUACCACCUGGACGGCCUGUCUGACAUUGUGCACAUGGUCCCCACAAUCAAGAUCCUGGACCUCUCCAAAAAUGAGCUGAACUCUAUGUGGGAGUUGAACAAGAUGAAGGGGCUGAAGCUUGAAGAGCUGUGGCUGCAAGAGAACCCACUGUGUGACAGCUUUCCAGACCAGUCCACCUACUUAAGUGCCAUCAUAGAAUGUUUCCCAAAGUUACUGCGCCUGGAUGGCCAGGAGUUACCUUCACCAGUUGUCAUUGCCAGUCACACUCCCUGUGCAACGAAGCCCAGCAAGGAAACCUGUAAAGAAUCUGACACACUGAAGAAUAUGAUCCUUCAAUUCCUGAAGCAAUAUUACUUGAUCUAUGACUCUGGAAACCGAUCUGGUCUCCUCAGUGCUUACCACCACAAGGCCUGCUUCUCCCUGACCAUUCCAUUCCACUCUGAGGAUCUGGCCCUAAGCAGCUUAUGUGCGUACUUCAAGAACAGCAGGAAUAUGAAGAAGGUCAAGGACCCCAACCUGCGUGUCCAGCAGUUGAAGCACACCAAUAGUGACAUUGUGCGUGCCCUCUGUGUGUUGCCCCAAACUCAGCAUGACCUCAGCUCCUUCCUGGUGGACAUGUGGUUCCAGACAGGUACGCUGCUCUGCUUCUCUGUCAAUGGGGUGUUCAAGGAAGUGGAAGAAGGGUCUCAGGACUGUGUGCGUGCCUUCACCCGGACCUUCAUCAUUACCCCUGCCAGCUCUUCAAGUCUUUGUAUAGUGAAUGACGAGCUGUUUGUGAUGGAAGCUAGCCCUAAAAACACCCAGAGUGCAUUCUCCAUCCCAGUGCCCACACCGUCCACCAGCUCUGUGGCCACUUUAUCUGAGGAGCAACAGCAAAUGGUACAAGCCUUCUCCACUCAGUCUGGGAUGAACUGUCAGUGGUCUCAGAAGUGCCUUCAGGACAAUGAAUGGAACUACACCAGAGCUGGUCAAGUCUUCUGUAUGUUCAAGACCGAGGGCAAGAUCCCAGAGGAAGCCUUCAAAGAAAUCCCCUGA